Messenger RNA from Plasmodium gaboni, 1104 nucleotides. The record is from the annotation of a RefSeq genome assembly. Lineage: Eukaryota; Apicomplexa; Aconoidasida; Haemosporida; Plasmodiidae.
AAAAAACCCAAAAUUACUCGUCCUACCGAUCUAUUUCGUGUAUUAGAAAUUCCACAAAAGGAUCAUGGGAUGCCAACAAAAAUAUCCACUAAUAGGUACGUGCCGUAUACCACCAAAUAUCGUGGCAAAACAUAUAUCUACGUGGAGGACACAGGUGACGACACAUAUAUUGGUAAUAUAUCGUCGAGUGAUGUGACCACUACAUCUUCCGAUAGUGAGGUUGACGAAAUGGAUAUCAAUGAUAUAUAUGGAUAUAGUGGUCCAAAACAUAAAACACUAAUAGAUGUGGUACUAAAACCAACUAAAAGUGGUAAUAUAACAAUUAGUGGUGACACACCAAAUAGUGGUAUUAUACCACGUAUACCAAGUGACAUACCUACCGAUAAACUUACAGAUAAUGAAUGGAAUGAACUAAAAGAUGAUUUUAUAUCUAACAUGUUACAAACAGAACAUAACGAUGUAGUUGAAAAUAGUGGAAAUACUUUUAUUGACCCACAACCUAAUAUUUUAGACACUAAUCAUUAUGAAAAACCUUUUAUUACUCAAAUCCAAGAUCGAAAAUUAUAUAGUGAUAACGAGGUUACUUAUAACAUAAAUUGGAAUGUUCCGGAAAAUACACAGAUAUAUACUAUGGAUAUUCCGAAAUACAAUAGUUUAUAUAGUGGUUCAGAUCUAAUUAAUGAUUCAUUAAAUAGUGGUAAUGAUAUUUAUGAUGAGUUGCUCAAAAGAAAAGAAAACGAAUUAUUUGGAACUAAACAUACGAAAAAUACAUCGACAAAUAGUGAUCCUAUAAGUAAUCAAAUAGAUUUGUUUCAUAAAUGGCUAGAUAGACAUAGAUAUAUGUGCGAAAAAUGGAAUAAUAAAGAGGAAAUGUUAAGUAAAUUGUAUGAUGAAUGGAAUAAAUCAAAUAACGAACAUGUAUUAUAUAUACCCUCGAAUGACAAUGCUGAUGAUAUUAAUACAAUUAAUGAUGAAAAUUAUAAUAUGAUUAAUGCAAACAAACAUGAACGUAAUCACAAAACAUCUCUUGAACAUCUUGGAUCUACAAAUAUUCCUCCUAAUGAUCUUACAACGCAAAAUAAUGGUUCUCAAGAAAAGAAUUAA